UCAAGCCAGCUUUUUCUCACAACAGUGUCGAAAACUAUUGGGAAUCGGACCCAAAUUUUCAAAUGUACGAAAUUCAAAUGGCAAGUUCCAACCCCACCCUUUCAAAGUCUCUCCAAAUUUUAAUUAUUUUCCAAGAGAAAAUGUCAACUGUAAUUAUUGUUUGAAAACAAUUGAAAAUUGUGGAAGUUUCAGAAACCUCUGUUCUUUGGACGGCCAAGUCCAAAGUCUUUGUUCAGAGCUUCUGGGGUAAUGAAGGUUUGUGGGUUCCGAAGCAAACUUGAAUAGGGUUUGGUUGGCUUUCUGGUUUGUGGGUUUUCGUUUUCGAUGCUUAAUAAUAUCUGGAAGGGCCUAAAGUUCAGUACUUGAUCCUGCCAGAGCUGAUGUUCUUGAGAGGCAUUAGGUUUGAGGAGAGUGAUGGAUUUAAGGAGAGGUAGAGGAAAAGAGAGAGUUUUCGGAGAUCGAAAGGUUAAUUCGAUUAGUGGUAGUUCAUCAAGAACAGAUAACAAGGAGGUUAUGGUUGAUAAUUAUGGUAAUAAUGUUAGGGAAAGGGUUAAUGCUUUAAGGUUUGAGCAAAGAGGUGCAGCUAUAGAAACUGAGUUUGUUGAAAAAUACAGUCGAAUUUCACAGUUCCCAAUAGAUAAUUGGAUGUCUGGAGAUGAGAUUGAAAUGAACAUGAGUAGGUCUAUGUCUGUAAAUUCAAGUGUAGGAGAUGUUUCAGCCCACUUACAGAAUUUUGCUGGGUCAGUGAGAGCAAAAGGAAGUAUGGACCAGUUUCGGGGUGUAGAAAGAGAUCGGUUUGAUGGGUUUUACGCGAGCUCCAGGGUCGGGGCUCAGCGUGGAAGAAUCCCAACUUCUGCUUAUCCUGAUGAGGGGCCUUCAAACUAUAAGGUAGAUUCUUUUGAUGCUAUGAGUGAAGUUGAAAAUUUGGAGCAGGAUCGAGCGGAGCUUCUAAGGAAGUUGGAUGAGCUGAAGCAGAAACUGAGCAGAUCUUAUGAUGUGGUAGAUAAACCAUGGGAACCGGUUCCUAUGGAGAGGAGUAGGACCCCGCCUGAUCCUUAUGGUGACCGGUUAACUUAUAAUCUUUCCAUGCAGCCUUACGCUGUGGACGAGCAGAUGACAAGGCCCCCUUACUUAAACUAUAGUCAUGGACAUGUUCCUUUUAUGGGUUAUCGUAACAUGGAUACGCCAAACUUCUAUCCUCCUCAAAGGCAUCCCUUGAAUGCAAUUCCAGAAUAUGAGGAUCCAUCUCAGCAACAAAUGAAACGGAGGCCUCCCCCUCAUCUACUCCAGUACCCAAGACCACAAUCUCAUGAGUACUUUAUGGGGCAGCGCAUGGAAUUCAAUUCAAAUCCACAUGAUAACACUUCUCACUCGCCUGCUUGCUCUUGUUUAGGAUGCUACAACCAGAAUCGGGUAGCUUCACCCCAAGUCUCGCUUGAUGAUUUUGGGAAUCGAAGGGUUCCAAAAGCUCCGGUUAGUUUGAAUACCUACCAACAAGUCAAGCCACAUGAUUAUAAUCCCCGACAUGCUAGUCCUCCUCCAUUGCACACAAGAUGGCAAAGCGACUUUGAUUCAGAACCAAGAAGCGCAAUGGCAGUUAAUAGGCGUGGACGAAUCUUCCAUCCUGUAGCAGGAGGUGCCCCAUUCAUCACAUGCUUUAGUUGCUUUGAAGUACUGAAACUUCCUAGAAAACUUAAGAAUACGAAUAAUAAUCAGUCAAAACUGCGGUGUGGUUCCUGUUCAACAGUUAUCUCACUUGAAAUCAAGAGUAAAAAGCUCAUUACUUCUGCUCCUAAAGAUUCCAAGCAACAAUCUUCUGAGGUUGAUCAAAGUUCUAACGAGGCAUUAAAAGGCAGCAUUUCAAGUCAUCAUGGUAGUCCGAAUGCAGGUGACACCAAAUCCUGCUGUGAUGAUUUAGAUCAUUCUGAUCAUUACUUGCCAUCCAUAGAAACCAAAGACAAUUUACUGACAGAAGCAUUAAAAGGCAGCAUUUCAAGUCUUCAUGGUAGUCCGAAUGCAGGUGACAUCAAAUCCCGCUGUGAUGAUUUAGAUCAUUCUGAUCAUAACUUGCCAUCCAUAGAAACCAAAGACAAUUUACUGACAGAAGAUCAGACGCUGAACGUGGAUGAAUCUGAGAAGAGGCAAGGUCUUACUUCAACAUCUUCCAUCUCUUCCAAGAAGGAGGAGGAGGAGGAGGAGGAGGAGGAGGAGGUGGAGAUAUCAGAUUGUGUAAUCGCAAAUAGAGAUGUUCCCGACUCUGCUGAGUUGCUAAAAAAAGAUUCAUUUUCUCCAAAGCGUCCAGGUUCGCCUCUUUGGGAGCAGUCUGAUAGUCCUAAACGUGCAGUAAGCAGAGAUGAGAAGGGAAAUGAUAGUGACUGCAAGAACCAAGACAAGGCACUCUUUAGAAAGAUCAUUUCUCCACAGAAUUCCGUGAAAGAUAGUUCAGUGGAAACUGACGUAGAUGUUUCUUACAAUGAAUAUCUCAAUACCAACAUUUCUCAAGACUCUGCAGAGGGAAGAAAAGAACAAGAUCACCCCAAAAUCGGCAAGGGUGCUGAUUCCUUCUUGGUGGGUCUCAUCAAAAAGAGCUUUAAAGAUUUCUCAAAAUCUAAUCAAGCUGUGGAGAAAACAAGGCCUACUGUUUUUAUUAAUGGGCAACCUAUACCGGAUCAUGUCGUUAAGAAAGCUGAAAAGCUCGCUGGCCCGAUUCAACCUGGAGAUUAUUGGUAUGACUUCAGAGCCGGAUUCUGGGGUGUGAUGGGCCAAACUUGCCUUGGCAUAAUUCCUCCUUUUAUUGAAGAAUUCUAUUACCCCAUUCCAACAAAUUGUGCUGCUGGCAAUACCAGUGUCUACGUAAAUGGGAGAGAGCUACAUCAGAGAGAUUUGGACCUACUUGCAAGCAGAGGACUACCAACUACAAGAGAUAAAUUUUAUAUCGUCGAAAUGUCUGGGAGAGUUGUGGAUGAGGACUCUGGGAAAGAGUUAAAAAGCCUUGGCAAACUUGCCCCCUCAGUUGAGAAGGCAAAGCGGGGAUUCGGCAUGAAAGUCCCCAGAAUGGUUGUGUGAAUAUUCACUUUUGUGGCUUCGAUUUCCUGAUUUAAAUUUCGUGUGUUGUUAAUACUUUAAAGAUGAUAGUGACAGGUCAAUCGCCGAUUGCAUUCUUGGCGUGUUCUUAGAUCCUAGGUGUUUGUUAGUUCAUACGGUUGUAUCUUUGCGAGCGUAGGUGACUUGUUCAAUUAUCUUGUAGGCAUUUUGAUGCAGCAAUUGUCCGUUGUAUCAUCCUUCUGUGUUGUGAGGCUAGAUAGUUUUUUUAUUUUUUUAUCUUGCUGUAUUUGUACAUUCGGGUUUCGCUUUAUCGAGCCUCGUUGUCCCGGCGAGAUUGCUGCUACAUUAUACAUUGCAAGGUACAGAACAUAUUGAACUUACGUAAA
This is a messenger RNA of Malus domestica (apple), 3431 nucleotides long. RefSeq lists its product as uncharacterized. Gene Ontology annotation, biological process: regulation of defense response to fungus. The record is from RefSeq and is a predicted model, not a curated record. NCBI's taxonomy places the organism in Eukaryota, Viridiplantae, Streptophyta, Magnoliopsida, Rosales, Rosaceae.